AUGUCUCAGAUGACUUCGAUGAGGUAUUUCCUCAAGCCACGGUACCUUGCACGUGUACCAAGACGACUCGAGUCUCAGUUACAACGGCAAGAUCCCAUCUCCACUCGACUCAAGCCUAAAGAGAAACUUAACAUUCUCUUUUUCUCAAACAAGCACAACAGCCUCAGUCAAAGGAUGGCUCUGGAACUAAGACAGAGACAACACAACAUCACCGUGCAUGAGAUCAACGAGCCUGCAGAGAUGACAAAAUUAGCUUUUGAUGCCCAACCCGAUCUCAUUCUUUGUCCAUUUCUCACCAAACGAAUUCCAGAAGAAGUGUUUUCUAAUCCCAACAUUCCUUGUUGGAUUGUUCAUCCUGGAAUCGAGGGCGACCGUGGCAUGAGUUCUAUUGACUGGGCGUUGUAUGACAUGGAGGACGAGUGGGGAGUAAGCGUCCUUCAGGCGGCCUCAGAGAUGGACGCAGGCGAUAUUUGGAGCACCAAAACCUUCCCUGUCAGGCGCCCAAAUGUCAACACACUCACCAAGUCGAGCUUGUAUGUGAAUGAAGUCACACAAACAGCCGUGAAAGCUACUUUGGAAGCCAUAACUAACCUCUUAUCGGGGCAGACACCCAGACCACUUAAUUACAACAAUCCACAAGUGAGGGGAACCUGCCGCCCUAACAUGACCAAGGCUGACCGAACUGUGAACUGGGAAUUGCCAGCUGACGAGGUAGCCUGUCAGAUUCGCAUGUCUGACUCAGCACCAGGAGCAGUCGGUCGCUUUAGAGCGAAAGGAGGAGAUGGCAAUUGGAACUGGACCAAGGACUUUCGCCUCUUUGGAGCACAUCUGGAGAAAGGAAGACUUAGAUUCCUGACAGGAAAACCUGGUGAAAUAUUGGGCCAACGCCAUGGAUCUGUUUUAAUCAAGUGCGGCAGGGGGGCUUUAUGGGUUUCACAUCUCAAGAAAAACAAACUUAAACUCCCCGCCACCAUGUGGCUAAAAACUGGUGCCCCAACCGUAGCAGACUCCUUUCCAUCCAUCCCAUACGGGUCCUAUCCUAACACAGCUCAGGAUAUCUGGACAAGUAUGACGCCUGACGGCGUCUGCUUUGUACACUUCGAGUUCUACAACGGAGCUAUGAGCACCAGCCAAUGUCAGCGUCUGGUUUCCGUUCUGCAAAAGGUGGAGGAGAAUGACUUUUGCAAGGUAAUGGUUCUGAUGGGUGGCCGAGACGUGUUCAGCAAUGGUAUCCACCUUAAUGUUAUCGAAGCAGCCGAAGACCCAGUUGAGGAAUCAUGGAAGAACAUCAAUGCAAUCAACGAUGUCGUGCGUGGCAUCUUCACCAGCAAAAAGAUCACCGUCUCGGCCUUACGUGGAAACGCUGGUGCUGGUGGAGCCAUGAUGGCUUUGGCUAGCGACUUCGCCUUUGCACGUGAUGGGGUGGUGCUGAAUCCUCACUAUAAGCUAAUGAAGCUUUAUGGUUCAGAAUAUCACACAUACUUUCUGCCAAAGCGUGUGGGUCAAAAAAAGGCGAGUGAGUUAUUGUCCAGUGCUGAACCCAUCCUGGCCUCUGAAGCCGCUCAAAUUGGUUUUCUGGAUGGUUGUGUAGGAGACAGCGUCGAAGAAUUUGACAUGUGGAUUAAAGAAGAAGCAAUGUACCUUGCAAGACCGUCUUUGCAGCAACAUUUUUCCCAAGUAAAGAAUCAAAAAGCAAACCCGGAAGUCUUGAAGGAAAUUGAGGAAUGCCGCUCAGGUGAACUGGCAUUCAUGGCUAGAAACUUUCAGGAUCCUGAGUACCACAUGGCCAGAAAAUACUUUGUUUAUCACUAA
This is a messenger RNA of Pocillopora verrucosa, 1812 nucleotides long. Its product is annotated as hydrogenase maturation factor HoxX-like. NCBI's taxonomy places the organism in Eukaryota, Metazoa, Cnidaria, Anthozoa, Scleractinia, Pocilloporidae. Gene Ontology annotation, molecular function: catalytic activity. The record is from RefSeq and is a predicted model, not a curated record. Gene Ontology annotation, biological process: biosynthetic process.